CAGUGCCGUAGACGCCAGUGCGCAGGCCUAUUUAUCUCGUAUCUUUAGUAGCAAGGAGUGUUUUACUCAUUAGAAGAAGCGGAGUUGCUUGUGGACGCAUCCGAGGAUAACGCCGGUUUGUAUAUCUAAAUUGUCGAAAGAAAAUGGAUUCCUUACCGCAGGAAGUGAUUGAACACAUCAUAUCAUUUCUGCCGUACCAUGAUGUUAGUCGAUGCAGAUUAGUAUGCAAAAGAUUCAAUGAUGCAUCUGAAAGCAUUCUGAAUUCUGGCUUUGAUAAAAUUCUUAGUUACUGUAAUCAGUCUCUACAGGAACUUGAAGCUAAUGUCAAAAAGGAAGAUGAAAGAGUAGAUCUUUGGAAAGAACUUUGUGAAAUUGUAAAUGAGGCUCGCACAUUUUUGUCUAUGAUUGACAUGUAUUUUAGGAAAUAUGUGUGGUUCAAGCUAUGCUGCUUUAUACCAGGAAAAAUCAUAGAUAAAUUUUAUGCGCUAAUGUGGAUUGUCAUGAUUGCAAACGAUGCUGUUGGUGGUCGUGAAUGUCUAGAAGAAGGGAGAGCUUUGGUGUACGGAUGCAUAAGAUAUUGCUGCAAACAUGUAUUCCCACCUUUUAUACCGAAAAUAAAUGAAGCACCAAAAAAAGUGAUCACGGUGAAAAUGCCUAAUGGUAAUUUUUUUUUAAUAUAAAUUAAUUUUUAUUUC
Molecule: messenger RNA, 695 nt
Organism: Stegodyphus dumicola
Lineage: Eukaryota; Metazoa; Arthropoda; Arachnida; Araneae; Eresidae
Product: F-box only protein 28-like
Biological process (GO): protein polyubiquitination
Molecular function (GO): protein binding
Source: RefSeq, a predicted model, not a curated record